AUUGUUUCGAUCUAUACUAUGAUACAUACACCCACAUAAUAGAAUAAUAGAAUAGAAUGUUUCUCCAAUUGUUUUUCAAGAUAACAAUUAACGACAACAAAGAAUUUUGUUACAUAGUAGAAAAUCAAACAUGAAACAGUGGUUGCUGUUGCCAGUUGUUGAAUUUCACUUCUUCAUAUUUGGCUAUGUCAUCUCAAUACCGACCAAGACGGCUCAACUUCAACCAUAAUACUUUCUUCUCUCCCUAACAACAAACAAUGACUCGAAAAUUACUUCAACACCAAGAAACACCUCCUUCAUCAUCAUCAUCCGCGCCACACCAUAGCUCUGGAGCUUUGUUCUUUUUCCUUGGAGGGAUUGUAGUGCUAAUUAUAUUGCUCAUUAUUAUCUUUGUAUGCUGGAAGCGUCUUAAACGCGCUCCAGCAGAAUUAUCUGAGAAGACAGCUUCACCACCAAGUCAGACUCAGAAGCAUGCAGAAGAAGAAAUGAUGAAGAAAAUUGUCCCAACUAAUCAACAAUCAGGAUUCAUGGAGUUCAUUAGUGGGAACCUUAGGACAAUUAGCUACUUUGAUUUCCAGACAUUGAGAAAGGCCACGAAGAAUUUUCAUCGAAGAAAUCUUCUUGGAAGUGGUGGAUUUGGCCCUGUCUAUCAGGGAAAGUUGCUAGAUGGAAGGCUAGUUGCUUGUAAGAAACUGUCUCUUGACAAAUCUCAACAAGGAGAAAGAGAAUUUCUAGCAGAAGUUAGAAUGAUCACAAGCAUCCAGCACAAGAAUCUCGUCCGCCUUCUCGGAUGUUGCUCAGAUGGACCUCAAAGGAUACUUGUGUACGAAUACAUGAAGAACAAAAGUUUGGACCUCUUUAUACACGGGAAGAGCGAUGAAUAUCUUAAUUGGAGUACUAGAUUCCAAAUUAUUCUUGGAGUAGCGCGGGGAUUGCAAUACCUUCACGAGGAUUCACAUGUAAGAAUUGUUCACCGAGAUAUCAAAGCAAGCAACAUUCUUCUUGACGAAAAGUUUCAACCGAGGAUUGGAGAUUUUGGACUAGCUAGGUUCUUCCCUGAAGACCAAGCUUACCUUAGCACUCAAUUUGCUGGAACAUUAGGUUAUACAGCUCCUGAAUAUGCUAUUAGAGGAGAACUGUCUGAAAAGGCAGACAUCUAUAGUUUUGGAGUUCUUGUGCUUGAAGUCAUCAGCUGUAGAAAAAACACAGAUCUCACUUUACCAUCAGAUAUGCAGUACCUCCCUGAAUAUGCAUGGAAACUUUAUGAGAAGUCAAUGGUGAUGGAUCUUAUAGAUCCAAAACUGAGAGAAAAGGGAUAUGUAGAAAAAGAUGUUAUGCAAGCAUUUCAUGUGGCUUUUUUAUGCCUUCAACCACAUCCAGAUUUGAGACCUGCAAUGUCACAGAUUGUAGCAAUGUUGACAUUUAAAAUUGACAUGGUUACAACACCAAUGAGGCCGGCUUUCCUUGAUCGAAGGCGUGUAAUAUUGGAUGAUGAGAACCAUUCUUGGGAAGUUAUAUCUGAGGUUUUACAAACUCCUGUAGCUAGUGAUUCUAUGUUAUAAUAUAAAAGCAUCAAUAAAUAUAUGAAGAUCACCAAUCCAAUUUUUCUGUCAAAUAGGACUUGUAAACUUAAGUAUCAAAGAAUGGAUUUCAUCAUGUGUAUAUAUUUGUGUGAAAUCAACUCAUAUAUGUUUGUACUACUUAGGUUUUAUAAUUUUUUUUGUCCCAUGUGAUUUUUUAAGUUUCAAACGUUUGCGCUAUUAAUUAACCUUUUUUUUUCUAGCUUCUAUAAAAUAAA
This is a messenger RNA of Trifolium pratense (red clover), 1798 nucleotides long. Its product is annotated as cold-responsive protein kinase 1-like. The record is from RefSeq and is a predicted model, not a curated record. NCBI's taxonomy places the organism in Eukaryota, Viridiplantae, Streptophyta, Magnoliopsida, Fabales, Fabaceae. Gene Ontology annotation, molecular function: protein kinase activity; ATP binding. Bases 258 to 1562 code for a protein of 434 amino acids. Gene Ontology annotation, biological process: protein phosphorylation. The transcript is spliced from 8 exons.